ACUUCCUGAAUGGUUUUCUCUCGAGCCGUCGGUUGUAUUGACUUUGUAUUGACUUCAUGCUUAAUCGUUUUGAGUUCUACUGCCCGCCUAUCUCGUGCAUGCUACGCAUGUUUAGAUUGUCAGUGACUUCCUAUUUACAAGUUGGCUGAUUUGCUAGUGUACAUUAAAAUAGUUUUGGACUAUGACGAGAUUUUAUGCUGACGAGCUGAUUUUGUGCAUGCCACAGAGCGAAUGUAGCUUGGUGUUGCAUUUAACAUGCAACGGCACGCUAAACACAACCUAGUUAUGUGCAAACAUAUGUUUUUUGCACUCGCGCAUGUUUACAGCAUUGACUAAAGUUUUACUUUCCUGAUCAUUUAUCUACUGUCAUUGUCCGUACGUGUGUCAUAGCCGAUUGUGUUAGAGAUAUCCUUCGAGGGUGUUUUCCUGUCGCAGGAAUCCAUGUGAUAUUGACCCGCAAUCAGUGUGUAUCCUUGACUGACGACGUCGGAGAUUGAACGGUGUGGGGCUGGCGCACAUUGUACUCCUGACGCAGUGACGAGAGGCAGAUAGCGCCUGCCAAAACCGUCUCGAGCAGGGGCAGGAUCGGUAUCGUGCACGAGGGGAUGCGCUACAAACACGUCUCUGUUCUUGUUCUCCGCAGGAAAGCAAUCCAGGGAGACAUCAAGCUCCCGACAGAAAACGGAGACUCCAGACCAAUUCGUGCUACACCUGACUGGGGGGAAUCUGCUAUCAAUGGGGACCAUCUAUGGACUGCCACUAGUGCCUCAGGGGAUCUCUGUUAUGUGGGUGAAAGUGAAUGCUCAAAACACGGGCCCCGGAUGAAAUGCCCAGCUUGUAAGAUAACUGUUCAUGCCGGAUGUGUUAGCAUUUUAAGUGAUAAGAUGAAGUUUCAGUGCAAACCCACCUUCAAGGAUGUCGGUAUCAGACAAUACAGAGAGCAAACUGUGAUUCAGCACCAUUGGGUACAUCGGAGGUACGAGAAGGGAAGGUGCCAACAGUGCGGCAAGUCCUUUCAAUCAAAACUUUCAUUUGGCAGCAAGGAGAUCGUCGCUAUCAGCUGCACCUGGUGCAAAACGGCAUAUCAUAACAAGGAGUCAUGCUUCAGUAUGCAACGGAUAGGGGAGCAGUGCGACCUUGGAGUUCACAUGGACAUCAUCGUCCCGCCGUCGUGGAUCGUCAAGUUGCCCAGGAAGGGCUCUUUCAAGUCGUCAAUACGAAGAUCGCCCAAGAAGAGAGCUUCAACGAAAAAGAAGUCGCGUAAGGAGGGCUGCGGGGAGAAGGACGCGCAGCGGGCGUUUGCCAUUAAGCCGAUCCCGUGCGCCUCGUCCAAGCCCCUGCUGGUGUUCAUCAACCCCAAGAGCGGGGGCAACCAGGGGGCCAAGAUGAUGCAGAAGUUCCAGUGGCUGCUCAAUCCGAGGCAGGUCUUCGACCUCUCCCAGGGAGGCCCCAGCCAGGGGCUGGAGCUGUACCGGAAGGUGAGCAACCUGCGCAUCCUGGCGUGCGGGGGAGACGGCACGGCCGGCUGGAUCCUGUCGGUGCUGGACGAGAUCGGGGUCACCCCGCCGCCUCCCGUGGCGGUGCUGCCGCUGGGCACGGGCAACGACCUGGCGCGCUCGCUCGGCUGGGGAGGGGGCUACACGGAUGAACCAAUUUCGAAAAUUCUGCAAAAUGUUCUGGAGGGUGACAUUGUUCAGCUGGAUAGGUGGGACCUAAUUGUACAUAGGAAUCCAGAGGUGGACAUUUCUCAGUGCGAAGAAGGCAAGGAGGUUGUGCCUUUAAACGUUGUGAAUAAUUAUUUCUCUAUCGGUGUGGACGCUCACAUUGCCUUGGAGUUUCACGAAGCACGCGAAGCUCAUCCGGAGCGGUUCAACAGCAGGCUGAAGAACAAAAUGUUUUAUGGGCAAGCAGGUGGCAAGGAUCUCCUCCAGCGCAAGUGGAAAGAUCUCUGCAACUAUGUGACCCUCGAGUGUGAUGGCCAGGACUAUACUGGGAAGUUGCGGGAACACAAGGUUCACUCCAUCCUGUUCCUCAACAUCCCCAGCUAUGGUGGCGGCACAAGACCCUGGGGAAAUCCGGGCACCACCUUUGAGUCACCGCAAACCGACGAUGGCCUCAUCGAGGUGAUUGGCCUCACCAUCUACCAGAUGCCGUUCCUGCAGGCGGGAGGCCACGGCACCUGCCUGUGCCAGUGCCGCAGCGCUCGAGUGGUGACGAGCAAGACGAUCCCGGUCCAGGUGGAUGGGGAGCCCUGUCGUCUGCUGCCCUCCUACAUCCAGCUGAGCAUGCGCAACAAGGCCUGCCUCGUCGCCAAGGCCAAGAUUCACAACCAAGUGCCAAGCCAUCUGCCACUCGAAAAGCUAACCAUUGCCAUCCGCAAGCUGAACAUGGCGGACUACGAAAACUACCACUAUGACAAAGAGAGGUUACGAACACUUUCGACCCCGAUCGGAACGCUGAGCGUCAAUCCGGACACGGACCUUGAAAACGUUCGGUUACUCAUCAACCAGCUCUGCUCCCUCGAGGGAUCCGAUGGCCAGAACCUGUCGCCAUCCAAGAGGUUUUCUCCAGACUGGUGCUUUCUCGACUCAUGCACGGCGGAGCGGUUUUUCCGCAUCGACCGGGCGCAAGAGAUGCUCCACUACGUGGUGGACAUCAGUCAGGACGACGUGUACAUCCUGGACCCAGAGCAGAGCCCCAUUGCUCCGGAGCCUCCUCCGCCCUCACUUGCAUCGCCCACUCCGCCGCUGCUCGCUUCCCCGCCGGCUGCGGAGACGCCGGCCAUUGAGGGCCCGGCCGGAUCCGUCCUGGUGGAGCUGGCCUCCUCCGAGACGCUCUCGUCGUCUGCCAGCUGCGCUGCGUCUGCCGACGAGGCCCCACUCUUCGGAGGAGUCCAGGAGGAGUCCGCGUGGAGUGGUCCGAUUUCGAAAAGUGAAGGAGGAGUAUCCAGGUUUGCACCAGAACAGAAAUCGUCGACAUCAAACGAAAUAAUUGUUGCUGCCAAAAUGGGGGACCUUCUAAGGCUGCGCCACCUUUGUGACGGCGGUCAGAGCCUCUUGACGCUGGACGACGCCGGCAUGAGUACGCUUCACCACGCGGCGCGCUACGGACACAAAGACCUGGUGCGCUACAUCGUCGCAAGUGCUCCUUCCUCAAUCCUGGACAUAACAGAUCGAGAAAAGGGACAAACUGCCCUGCACAAAGCAGCCGCAUACAAGCGGAGGACCAUCUGCUGUAUGCUGGUGGCAGCCGGGGCAUCACUAUCCAAGGAAGACAGUCAGGGCUUCACUGCAAAGCAGCUGGCAGCCAAGGCUGGAGAUGAGGACUUGGCAGCUUACCUUGAAAGUCAGGAACACUUUGAACGGCUCGUUCAAGACCGCGAGACCGCCGUCUGACAACAGCUGAAUGCUGGCGUCCUCAGCCAUAGGGACGCCGGCCGUUCUUCGGGGCUGACCCACCUCCUCUCGCACCAAGUCCCCACCACGUCACACCCACCAAUGAGAACUCGCUGAAGAACCAGGGCCUUCAAACCACAUCAUCUGAAAACCCACAUUGGCCGUUGCUGCGCGACGUGCCGAGCGGGAGCUGAGGUGCUUCAAAGACAAAAGCAAACAACGCUGGUGGCAAGGUAAUGCUGAAGGUCACCCAAAGGUUAUAACUGUUGCCUUCGACGAACAAGCGUCAUUACUAAAGUUUGAACCACGGGCUUGAGCAUAGCCAAAGGUAACACCGGAUGGACAUUAAAAGAAAAGCAAGCUUAUUUGAAAGUUGUGGGGACCUUCACCAGUCAACCAGCUGCCAGCAUUGCUAAAGUAAUUCCGACAAAGGGCUUGAAUGGGGCCAGAAGCAACAGUCGUAGAAGAGGUCAGAGCAGAGUGUGGAAGGUCGUCUCAAGGUCAAGAUGAAUGCCCUCGGCGAUGACAACCUGUGCCGGUUUAGGUGCGGACACGAGGACGAAACACAGUGUGUGGACCCAGUCCUACUCUGGCACAAGCCCAAGAGAGAACCUUAGAGUUUGCAAGUAUGCGUCAAGGUCGUAGCGAGGUCGUGACAAGGUCGUGGGAGGGGAGACCUCAGCAUGGAUGGCAAGUGGUGAAAAAGUGUUUUGUGCUGUAUGAGGCACCAGCAGAGGCUUACAUUGCAUUUUUGUUUCUUGGUUGUCAUUGUACCCUUUCCGCAGUCAGCUGGGAAAACUCAUGUUGGCCUACUCCUAUGAGCCGGUAGUUUCAUUGAAACGUGAUAAUCCCCGUAUAGUUUCUAUUUAUGUGUUUUAUUGUACAAAUCUUGCAUUAUUGUCUUUCUACUUCCUGUGCACACGCACUAGCAUGGGCAGCAUGCACUAUAUCUAAAUGCACUCUCUCCAAGGACGGGGGUCUUCUAGAUUUUUCCUUCCUAGGCUCUUUGGCAGCGUUUCCUUUCCAAUCUUUCGCGUUGGUGAUCUCCUUUUUUCUUCCCUCUUUCAUCGCUCUUUAUGAGAAAGCAGUUUUCGUCGCUUUCACGUAAGCUUUUAGGGGCUUUGUGCUUUAUUCGUACUUAGGGCAGCAUUAUCUCGCAUUUCUUUAACAUCAAUUCCUUUCGUACGGUGGAGCACUUGCAGAAGAUCUUGUUUCACAUUCUGCUCAUCUUCUACGUCGCCCCUAAGCUUCGAAGAUUCGUUCCAUUCGGUGAGGUAGCAACUCCUAGAGCCUGUGCAGCUAGUUUACUAGUUUUCAGCAGUGUUAUAGUGCGCUGUCCUGGCGGCUUUUUAGAGGCAGGUCGUAACGGGGCAUUUCGGUUCCUGGAAAGCUCCACAACAACCAGAUGUCGGGUGAAUGUCGGGUCAACACGGGAGACGUCGUUUGUCCCAACGGUGCUGUCGGCACGACUGCAGGUCGCACGUCGAGGAGUGCCAUUGGCCCUUUGUUGCUUGAUUGCGGGUUUCGAGAUGAUAGGUCCCUUCCCCCAAUAAUAGCAGCAAGUUCCUGCGUGACACAGAGUUGCUAACACUGUAGGUGCUACCCCGUGUUUUUGCAUGGCCGGAGCCUUUUUAUGACAGGCUGACUUCGCGCCGUAUGUACUGUUGUACAUGAGAGUCUUUGCCGAUGCCCCCCCCCCCCCCCCACCCCACGUCGAAUGCCGUGACGCGGAUUCGACGUCGCACCUUUUUCAUACAUUUGCUGGCAGCACAGAUACUGUAAAUAAUAUAGUAUUGCACACAUAAACAUGCAUGUGUAGGGGCAUCUAAAAGUAGCGCAGGAUGCUGACUUUGUUUCUGUUUUUUUUUUAAAUGUCUCGUUUUAUUCUGCUUUGUUAAAAGUGGCGGUUUGAAUGAGCGAGGCACGUUUUAUGUAUUUUUCACUUGGGCAUUUUGCGGUUGGAAUGCGUAGCCUUUUGAGUGCGAGAUUGGCACAUUUCGACAUAUCAUUAGCUAUUCUACGUGAGAACAUGGCUGAUUGAGCCACAGCUGUGGGUGUAUUGAAUUGAAAAAGAAGCAAUUGGGAGUGUGGUAGUUAGUUAUAUGUGACUUCUAUUGGCAACUGAAAAGAAAAUGAAAUGAUGCCUUAAAAGUAUGAUGAAAUGACUGUCUUGCGGUUAUUGUAAACCCUUCUCAUUCAUCCGGCACAGAGUGCGCUUCAGUCUUAGUUUAGAUAGACAAAUCAAAGAAAUUUAACAAACAAAAUUUAAAAUCAAGGUAGAUUUUUUUUUCCUUCUCAUCUGCUUUUGUUUCCCACAACGUGCGGUCAUGCAUAAGCAAUGCGGGAAUUAACUAUUUGUGGUCGAUGACUUGUUCAGUCAGGCUUACUGGAGUCAUCAAUCGGUUCACAGAGCCUCAGAGGUAAAAUAGAAGGGGAAACCAAAAAACCUGCCGCCGGUAGCCAACAGAAAGUUAAAAUGUUGUUAGAUACAUUAGCGUAAUUUCAUGAGGGAGGGAAGGAAGAUUAAUCAGACUACCACCAUCAGCAGUCAUUUCAUAGUCCCUUUUGCAUUCUGCUGUCAUCCCAAGAAGGGGAGGGGGGUUGAAAAAGUGAAUUGUCAAUCACUACUUGAGUUGAUUACUCUUUAUUUUUUUUUUAUUUUUUUACUUUUUGACGGAAGUUGACUUUAUAACUCGUGUGACAAAAACAUGCAUACUUGCCCAUCCCAGCUUGGAUGCCGUGCAAGCAGCUGAAACGCCAUCGGAGAUUUCGUAGCCCAAAAGGUGGCAGGUUCCGUGUUUGGGUUCUCAGCUUUUCUUUUUUUUUUUUUAUCAGACUGCAGCCUUAAUGUGACUAGUCUUGGCUCACUUCCGUUCACGUUGAGCAGCCAUGACUAUUGCUCGAGGGUGGAGUUUGUUUGGCCCUUGCCAAAACGGUCUAAGUCAAAACUGUGUUUUGUUUCCUGAUCUUGUUUUCGUCGCUCGCUGUGCUUGACUUGCCAACACUGGUCUAGUGCAGCGAGCUGCCCUUCGAGGCAGUAUCCCAUUUGUUCUGAUGAAUGACGAUGUCAUUGCUGUUCCUGCCCAAUUAACUUGCCGAAGAUCUGUACAAGCCCAUGUGACACGUUGGAGUUGGUAAAGAAGCACUUGGGACACUAGAGUUACAGCAUGUGGACACAAGAAUUCUUGUAUCCCUUUUGACGGGUUUCUUUUGUGUUAACCCGCACCAGUGACAUCCCCACUUGUCUGGACUGAUUGCAUUCUCGUUUUUGUGUUUUAGCGAGAACUCUGACAGUUGCUUUCUGGGUAUCCGUUGAGUUUGUUUAUUUUGUCUUCCAAUGAAUUUCACGGAAGGAAACAUAGCAAGUUGUGGGACCAAGGGGGAUACAUGGCCUACAAUUCUGGUAACGUGCAACUGUCGUGGGGGGCAUUCUGAUAUUCGGCGGGAGAGACGAUUUUCUGAUGUAUGCUUCAAUAACAAUGCAACCUUGAAAAAAAAAAAAAAAAAAAAGCAGAAUUUGGUCACUGUUUCUUUUGUUGUUUCACUUUAUUCUGUUUUAGGGUGGGCUGUAAUGCGUCCGUGCACACUUGCCACAACGUUCACUCAUUCACUCGAGCCAGUCCCUGCACUUGCGAGGACAAAGAUGCAGCGGCGACGUGUUUGCUUAAUAAUCACUGUGUGACACAUAUGCCAAAAACUUGCCACAGGAAGUUGCCCAGGCCAGUGGUAUGUCCUCGAAAACCCCUCUCUACCAAAGUGUACAUGUACAUAUUAUAUAUAUAUAUAUAUACACAAAAGAAAGCCAUACACAUGACCACUUUAGGUACGUCUAUAGGGCAAACGUUCUCCUCCGAGUACAAUAAUUGGUGCAACUUCCGCCCUUUCUCUUUCAAAGACCACACACGUUAGCUGGUCGGGGAAAGGUGUGUGGCAACCUUGGGUUUUCUGCCCCGUUGUUACGGUGACUUGCACUCUCGGAGAAGCAGACGACGAAAAGCUGCAUUCUCCGCGAAACGUCACCGAAGGUUGAGUGUAGCCAUUCUAGCUCUUUUCUUUGGACAGUUAGUCGUUCUGCCAGUUGCCUGCGUGAUUUUUUUUUUCGCCUCCCUAAGCUUGUUACUGUUGUCACUGUUGUAGGGUUGACUUUGCCGAGAACAAGUUGAUCUAAUAACGUUGGCCGAGUCGCAGUGUUGCGUGCGUGAGGUGGGCCCAACGACCUAUACUGCACCGCCCUUUUUCUACAGAACUGACAGCACGGGCAUUCUUUUUUUUUUUUUUUUAAUAAGGAAACAAAAAUUUUGUGACUUUCUCAAAGUUUUUUUUUUAUUUUUUUGCUUUUAAUGGUAUUGUUGCUUCGCGGUUACCAUGAACUGAAGCCCACUAGAAGUGGCGCCAUUUUUGUGAAAGACGCAUGUGUGAUGUCGCACGGCUAUCAUGUUCAUCAUCAACUGGCAGCCAUGACUUUAAGCAGCAAGAUGGCUGCAGUGUCGUUACUGUCAAGCGUAGCCUACUUAGUAGCUCUAAUGGUGACAGGUGUGCGACGUCACAUGCGAGCUUCUCUGACAAAAAAGUGCAGCGCACGAAGCAGUAUUCUUACCCACUUGUCGGUUGUUUUCUUUUAUAGUCUUUCUUUUGCCCAAAGUUGUUUGAGUGCAAAAUAAAAAAAGAAAAGAACUCAUCACAGCAGAAGGAUGCGAUCAUGUGCCGCACGCAUUGUUUGUUGGUGCAAGUACAUUGUUACCAAAACAGAAAGAAAGACGACUUCGUAGGGGCACUUUGUAUCCUGUCGAAACUGCCCGCAGGUUCUAUUUUUCCUCACCUGCAUGUGCUUUAAGCAGUCAUCUCUUCUCGAACGGUGUAAUGCUGCGGACGCAAAUCCCCCGAAGAAAAUAUACUGGCGUUUCUCAAUGGUCUACAGUAGUUGGCCGAUACGACCUCGUUUGCAAAGACGGUGGACGACUCGUUUCUUUUUUUAAAUCUCGACAUUCGAGCGCUGAUUGCAUUUCUUGUUGGGAUUGGGCCGCCUAAAACUUUUUGCACAGUCGGUACUGGCUGUUGAUGUGUGUUUGAUUUUUGCUACGUGCUUGCGAUUUUUUCUUACCAACACGGUUCAAAGGCUGCGCAAUUUAUUGACGACUGCUUCUCUGGGUUCCUCGACAGAAACUCAUUAAUCCCUUGGUGGGUGCAAAGGAAGCCUGCGUUUUUGUUUGUUACUAUUUCCGUUGUUUUCCCUGCAAACGAGUGAGAGAAAAUAAAUUUUGAAAUACAGGAGGGACCAAA
This is a messenger RNA of Ixodes scapularis (black-legged tick), 8675 nucleotides long. RefSeq names its product eye-specific diacylglycerol kinase (gene rdgA). The transcript has 29 exons. Gene Ontology annotation, molecular function: ATP-dependent diacylglycerol kinase activity; protein binding. The record is from RefSeq and is a predicted model, not a curated record. Bases 606 to 3395 code for a protein of 929 amino acids. Gene Ontology annotation, biological process: diacylglycerol metabolic process; lipid phosphorylation; intracellular signal transduction. NCBI's taxonomy places the organism in Eukaryota, Metazoa, Arthropoda, Arachnida, Ixodida, Ixodidae.